AUGGUGAUUAUGAUGGCGACUUAUACUGAAAUCAGUGUCUCACUCUACAUCCCGACGACAUUCGCGUUUAAAGGUGCAGCAAUGGAAGUAGAUAAUGAGCAAGUGACAAAGCGCUUGCUGUCAGAAAGAAAUGAUGACUAUGAUCAGGGAAGUGGUGACUCAAAUAUUGAAGACAAAGACGGAAAUGAGGAGUUCAGACAUCAUGACGACGACAGUGCAAACUCCCUGCCCAUGGAAACAUCUUCGUCGACACUUCCAGCACCUUCUUCUGAUGAUGCAAACAAUGAAUCAUUGCUAAUCUCAUUACUUAGGAGCUGGAUUGCUUGA
Messenger RNA from Plasmopara halstedii, 327 nucleotides. RefSeq lists its product as uncharacterized. Lineage: Eukaryota; Oomycota; Peronosporomycetes; Peronosporales; Peronosporaceae. Bases 1 to 327 code for a protein of 108 amino acids. The record is from RefSeq and is a predicted model, not a curated record. The transcript has a single exon.